AUGUCUAAAGAAAAACUUCUCGACAAAAGUAUUGAACCGCUAAGUCCCGACGUAACCCUUCGUCUUCGGCAACAGCAGGGGUCAGUAAACAUUGCUGGCUUCAGCUUUCCUAUCGCAAAUGAGGAAACCGUAGAGAAAUUGGAACAGGCAGUACGUAGCAACUGGCUUGUGCGCCAGGCGUACGUGAAUCUGUUACGUUCUCAGAUGCCACAUAAAUCGGAUGCACACCGAAUUUACGACAUUGUGUCGAACAAAAUUUUUACCUACCAGGCGCUACAGAAUUAUUACUUGACGGCCGAUCGACAACCCUACUUCAAGCAAGCCAGCCGCAAGGCGAUGGUGAACUACGAAAUUUUUCAAGGAUGCAUGCUGGAAGCAUGGUCCGACAUGGGAGUUGAUAGCUGCGCCCUGAAGAAUGCGCUGCGUGCUGUGGUGAUGGUAAUUAGCCGAAAAAUGCGGAAUACAGUUGGCAGCACUAUCCGCCGAUAUUGAAAGCAACCAUGAACAGUAAA
Molecule: messenger RNA, 512 nt
Organism: Sabethes cyaneus
Lineage: Eukaryota; Metazoa; Arthropoda; Insecta; Diptera; Culicidae
Exons: 3
Coding region: 1-492 (163 amino acids)
Source: RefSeq, a predicted model, not a curated record